AAUUAAAAAUUUCAUACAUAUUUUUAUAACAUAAAUAUGAUAGGAAGAUCAACAAAAGUUGUUCAAGUGUAUUACACUAGGAUAAGAUUCUGUGGGGGAAGUGGAAUGGAAAUAUGAAUUCAAAGAGAAAAGGAUUAAAAUUUUUAUUAAAGAAAAGCUUGUUCAUAUUUUUUAUUUGAUAUUGGCCAUCAAAUCACUAUAGUAUGUAUUGAUAGAUCCAUUGGAUAUAUUUUAAAUAGUGAUGGAUAUAUUUAAAGGAGUGAUGUAAAAGUUUACUUUUAUAUAUGAUAUACUAGAAAGUACAACAUUUGAAGUUAUUUAAACUUGUGGUAAAAAGUUUUCAAUGUCAACGUAAAAAUGUGUGAAGGGGGUACAUAGCUUUUCAAAAUCCUUUUAGGGACUAUAUGAACAAAUAGUUUUUAAAGUUACUAAUCAACUACGUCUGAGGAGGAGAAACCAGAAAAGAAGUCUAAGAAGGAGGGAAGAAGCAAAAUCAGAUAGUACCAACCUAAAGGCCUAAUGAAGAAAAUAUUUCAAGAUGGAAGAAGAAAACUUUGUCAAAUGAUGAUAACAGAUGAGUAAAAUGAGGGCUGAAAAUUGGCCAUUGUCAUCGGAAACAUGGCCAUCUUAAGGUUCCAUGACAAGAGAGGUUUCAAUGGAACAAUAAAAAUGAAAGCCUUAUUAGAAUGGGGCAUGCAGAAAAUGGGGAUGUGAAAGCAGUGGGCAACUCCUUUUAGGCAGUCUAAUAUAAAGGGUAACAGCAUUGGAGCAAAAGAGGAAGAGGGAUGUGAAAUCCAGGGAGGGAGAGAUCUAUGAAUAACAAGAGGUGUUAAUUACAGGACCCAAGUCUUAUAUAGACAAUAAGGGAUAGGAUCUAGUGUACAAGUGGUGGAUUCAGACUUAAAUAGCAGAAGGUACAUCCAGUUCAUCCAGUGUAACAGGAAGGGAGACAAAGGUAGAGGUAAAUUAAAAGAUCUGGUGUGUAAAGUAGAGUAUUCUUAAAAGUUUCUAGUGAUGUAAAGUCAACAGCUGAGAGUAAGAAAGAGGAGAGGAUUUUGGAAGAGUGAAGAGAAUGAAAUAGCAAUAGGAAUGCUGUAUGGUGCUUAGAGCCUGUUUAAAAUGUGUGCUCACAACUUUGAGCUCAUUAGUUUUCUCUGGCAAGGUCCAGCUGCUCCUAUUGCUAGCUCAGAAUAAGUGGAGAGUUGGGUUUAACUAGAACUAGGAAUUUGCCCGCUGAGCUUCUCAGAGAGAGAGGAAAAUAGAGGAGGCAGAGAUAUAUAAGUUAGUGAUUAUGUGAUGAACUGUGAAAUCUAACCAGGGUAAGGAAGAAGUGACAGUAUGUGGGGGUUGAUGAAUGGUGAAAAAGUGAUAGGGCUAAUGUAUUGGAGACUCCAGUGGAGCAUCCUGCAGUAGGUGAGCCAAAAAGAGCAGGUGGUCAUCCAAGAGUCUAUGUAUCCCUAGGAUUAACCACUCAAUUGAUUCCUAAAUUUAGAUGGUGCACUUCUCUUUCCAUACUCUCCCUUAGGGAAAAUGGAAGGGAGGCGGUCAUCACCAAGAUAGUUCUCAAAUCUGUAUUCUGUGGCCCUGAUCUCUUGGCUACAUCUCAGUUCUUCAGUUUCAAAGCCUGCAAGCAUUGCCUGGAUUCUCCACCAGCACUUCAUACUAAUUAAAUUUCUCUAAACAGUUUCUCUUUCAAGUUUGCAUCUUCUGGACUACUAUUCUUCUUUUUUGAUUCUUCUCUGACUGCUUCCUCUCCAUGACUCCAGUUUUAAUCAUUAUCAAAUAAGUUAGCUUAUAAAAUAUUUAUUGGAUCCAUCCCCCAUCUGCAUUUCCAUUGUCAUGACUUUAUUAAUUAUUGUUAAUAGUAGCCAAAAUGUAUAAUCUUUACAAUCAUUUUUCCCCCUAACACCAGGUUUGUUUUCCAGAUAAUAGCCACAGACCUGGAAAACUUUUAGGGGGUUUCCAAUUCUUUUAGCACAAUGUCCAAUCUCUACAGCAUAGGCUCCAACCUUCUUUUCCAUUCUCACGUCCAUCAUUACCUCUUCUUGGGGUUUUCCUAGGGCCUAUCCAGUGCUCUCCCAACUCCAUAUCUUAUGCCUGCCUUUCCCCCUUGGAGUAUCUUCCUCUCAUAUCUGAAUAUUAAAAUCUUUUGGGCACAAACUUUAAUACUCGAUACCCUAUAAAAAUUUUACUUGAUCCCAGCUGUUGAAAACAAUUUGGCCUUACUCCAAACUUGCAAAAUAACUCUAUAUCUGUUAGUCAUAAAAAUAUCUUUAAUUUUUAUAGACAUAUAGCAGUGUUAAAGAUAUUUUUACAUGUUUUAUUUUAAUCCUUACAAAAAUGAAAUGAGGUUUUAUUUAGCACCACUUUAAAGAUAUGAAAACUGAAAAUGAGAGAAUUAACUUGUAUAUACUUGUCACUGUCACUCUUGCCUUUGAAUAAUUUAUAUGUUAAUUUUCCUACUUGUUUCCAUACUUUGUCCUCAAGGCACUGAGUCAAGGCUUUGCACUUAAUAGGCAGUCUUAUUUGAAUGAGUAGAAGACUGGAUUCAUGAAAGUAAAAGUGUUUUUCAUAAUUGCUAGUUGAGGGAUAUGUGUUUUUAAGUAAUUUGAGUACAUGUGAAUAACCUUUUUAAAAAUUGUGGCCUUUAUUAAGUCUGGCAGUAAGAAAAAGAGAAUCACCAAAGCCGACCAGUUGAAGCAGCUACAAGAGGAGGAGGAGAGACGACAAAAGGAGGAAGGUAUAAAACACACAGUGGUAACUAUUGUCACAUGCAGAGGAAGCCCGUGUGAAAUACGAAAAAGAAGAAAUGGAAAGACUUGAAAUACAACGAGCUGAGAAAGAAAAAUUGCGAAAACUUGAAGCAAAAGAUCUAGAAAGAAGAAAUGGAGAACUUGAAGAACUUUAUUUAUUAGAGGCAUGUUUUCCUGAAGCAGAGAAAUUGAAACGAGACAGUAGAUUGCUUUCUCAGUGGAAACACUACAUUCAAUGUGAUGGGAGUCCUGAUCCUUCAAUAUCCCAAGAAAUUAAUACUUUUAUUAGCUUGUGGAAAGAGGAAACCAAUGAGACUUUUGAGGCAGUGACUGCGAAGAGUAAACUAGUGCUAAAUUUAAUUGAGAAAUUGAAGUUAAUUUUAUUGGAAACUCCAUCAUAUGAUUUGCAAGAGAAAAAUAUAAUACAGUACCAAGGAUCAAUUCUAGAACUGCAAGAGCUCCUUCAUCUUAAGUUUAACAUAGCCACAGAAAUACUUCUCAGACAAGCUAGUACUUUAGCAGAUCUGGACAGUGGAAACAUGGAAAAAGUCAUUCGAGAUGAAAAUGUUACUGUAUAUGUAUGGGCAAACCUCAAGAAGAAUCCAAGGUACAGAAGUAUCAGAUUCUCUGAGACACAAACUGGAUUUGAAAUUCCAAGGAUAUUAGCAACAUCUGACAUUGCUCUGCGACUCCUACAUACUCGCUAUGAUCAUGUCACGCCAUUAGGCCCUGUUCCAACAGCAUCACAAGAACACACUUCCGCGGUAACUUACUUUGGCAAAGACGAAGUUAAGAGUGUAGAAGCAGCAGUCAGCAAAGAUCUCCAAGAAGAGUAUAAAGAACAAGAAAAUGAGUCUAACUCAGUUCAUGAGGAAGAAACAAAAGUUGACGAACAAGGUGGUAUUGAAGGACAAACGAGUUCUGUCCAGGAAGAAUCUGAAGCCACAAAAUAUGAACUGGAGAUGAAAUUAUUAAGUGAAACAGUUUCAGCAGCGCAGUUGUUGCUGUUAGAGAAUGCCUCUGAAAAGCCAUAUUUCUUUGAAGAAAAUGAGGUUGAUUUAUGCCAAUUCACAGCUCUGGGUGGAGUGCACCACUUGGAUAUUUUGGAGCUUCCUCCACAGUGUAAACCGAGGAAGGGCUGGAUGAUUGUGGAAAUACUCAAAGAAGGAUUACAGAAAUAUACAUAUCCUCCAGAAACGGCAGAAGACUUUGAAACAGAAAACACUUUCCCACCCAUAGAGGUCAUGCUUCAGGUUCAUGAGAACGUGAUCUUUUUUGAGAAUCCUAUGGUUGCAAGGUGGGAUGCUGAAGGUAAACACUGGAAAACUGAUGGCAUCAGCAAUGUAUCUUACAAAUCGGAAGACAGACUUAUAACAUUCAGCCUGGACACUUUUGGCCCUGUAACCUUGAUUCAAGAUGCUCAUGUUAAUAUGCCAUACCAGUCAUGGGAGCUAAGACCACUUGAUGUGAAUAAAGUACUUCUGACUGUGACUACAGUAUUUACUGAGAUUCAAAUACAAAUUAAGGAAAACCUCUGCAUGUUAGCGUCAAUCAAACUAAAUAACAAAAAGCAUUCCUCUAUUUUGGAAGAAAAGUGGAUGACUCCUGUUUCUUUCAUUAUUGCUUUGAAAGAAGCUGGACUGAAUAUCUUCCCUACUGGACACUCUCACUUUUAUGUUGUUAUAAACUAUAAGCUUCCUUUGGUAGAAGUGAAAGCUUAUCGACAAAUGGCCCUGUUAAGUUCUGCUUUUGCGUUUGGUUGGAGCAAGUGGAAUACAGUAUGCAAUUCUGACAAAGUUGUAUUUCAGGUGAGGGAACACCUUCCUAAAGAAGAACCCAUUCAGAAUCCUAAUUGGACCCUUUUAAUGUUUAAUGGUGACAGGGCACAAAGCCUCAAAAUCAAUGAAUCCAGUGAUGCAUUCUCUGAAGCCCUUAAAGAAGAAACUGAGUUUCAUUCUACUUUAUAUCACAUGGUUAAGGAUUUUGCUUCUAAAGAAGCAAUGAAGAAAGUUAGGUGUUCCAGCUGCCAGUUUGUUGACUCUGUAUGCCACAUGCUACUCUCAACUAGAUUACUCAGCUAUUCUUAAUCCCCACUGAUAAAAUUUUAUUCAGUAUGAAGAAUGAAGCAACUUGGAGAAAAAUCCGGUAUUUCUACAAUAAAGUGUAAUGAGUGGAUAUAUGCCAAAUAGGCUGUUAAAAAUGAUCUAAUCAGCAUUUUACACUCAAAUUUUACUUUCUAAGAAUUAGGGUUUUUUUCCUUAUGCAUAUGUGACCUACUGAGACUUCCAACAUUCACUGUAUGAAAAUUUGAAUGGUUCUUUAUUUCAAUAAAUUUUAACAAACAAUAA
Molecule: messenger RNA, 5101 nt
Organism: Orcinus orca (killer whale)
Lineage: Eukaryota; Metazoa; Chordata; Mammalia; Artiodactyla; Delphinidae
Gene: DNAI7
Product: dynein axonemal intermediate chain 7
Exons: 14
Coding region: 2810-4840 (676 amino acids)
Cellular component (GO): axoneme
Molecular function (GO): microtubule binding; beta-tubulin binding
Source: RefSeq, a predicted model, not a curated record